AAAGAAAAAUAGGUGCAAACUAGUUAUGAGCAAUAUUCCAAACAAAAUAAAUAAAUACAAUAAAAAUUGCAUGUGAGCAAAUCUACAAGAAAUGGAAGUAAAUAAACACAGGUGUGAUAAACGAUAAUAGGCUGCAAUGAUAAUAUGGAUGGAGGACAAUUCACAUGAAACAGAAACAAUGGAUUAACGUAUUUUUACUGUUACUGUAUUUACUGUAUUUGAUAGUCGCAUAAUGUCAUAGCUCCAUGUGGAGGUUUAACGCGUUCUUGGGGUCGGUUUAGCUAUUGCCCUAAUUAAUUGAGCUCUUUGGACCAUGUGUGCCCCGGCCGGUGGUGGGAGGAGCGGAGGGAGGCCACUACCCCCCGAGUCACAGGACACCUCCAGUAGAGACCGUGGUCCUUUAAGAGCCAGCAGCCUCUCCAGCAGCUCGGUCGGAGCCAGAGAGAAACUGCAGCAGCAGCAGAGGCAGCAGCACAUCCUUCAGUGGGUCCACCUGACCAGCAGCCUCCUGGCUCACAUCAAAACACACCGCGUCCUGGAGGGGAAUGGGGGCCACCUAGGCCGCCUGGUAGCCGACUAGAUUUCCCCAGAAGCGGAGAGAGGGCUUCGCGGCCGGGUCGCCCACAGCGAGAUGGUGUCGUGGAUUAUUUCCAGGGUAGUCGUCCUUGCAUUUGGGACACUCUACCCAGCAUACUCCUCAUACAAGGCCGUCAAGACAAAGAAUGUGAAGGAAUAUGUGAAGUGGAUGAUGUACUGGAUAGUGUUUGCGCUGUUCUCUACGGCGGAGACGGCCACAGACAUGCUCCUAUCAUGGUUUCCAUUUUACUUUGAGCUAAAGAUUGCCUUUGUGAUCUGGCUCCUAUCCCCAUACACCAAGGGCUCCAGUGUUCUAUACCGCAAGUUUGUCCACCCAACCUUGUCCAACAAAGAAAAGGAAAUAGACGAGUACAUAGCUCAGGCCAAAGACAGGAGUUACGAGACCAUGAUGAGGUUUGGGAAACGGGGUCUCAACCUGGCUGCUAACGCCGCCGUCACUGCAGCCACCAAGGGCCAGGGUGUGUUGUCGGACAAGCUACGCAGUUUCAGCAUGCAGGACCUGACUCUCAUCAACGCAGAGGAUGAGCUGGGUCUGCACACUCCAGACACCCGCAUGAGACGGGACCACAUGGACGAGAUGAGCUCAGGGGCCAGCACUCUGCCCCGGGCCAAGAGCACUGCUGCACGCCAGACCCGCUCUUUGGCAAACGCAUCGCUCGCCGAUGAGACAUCGUCUCAGCACAGCUCCGAUCAGUCAGACACGAGGACUGAACACUCUGAUGAAGAUGUGGGAGACAAAGCUCCCAAGCGCAGCACCACCGCCAAGGCCACCAAGAAAACUGCUGCUACUAAGACAGAGACUCAAACCAAGACAGUGAAGAAACCGGCAAAGAAAAAGACCACAACUAACAACGCAGAGACGCCCCCAUGAGUCCUGCUGUCAACAUCCACCGACGUACACUCGCUCCACCCACAGCCUGCCGUCCCUUCCUCCUCUUUGGUCUCCACACAAACACAUAUUCACUCUACUACGUAUCAAGCAGUGAAAUUGUGUCACUAGCUGAUUUUCAGAGCAAAGUGCAGAGGUAGUUCUUAGCAAUACGUGGCCAAUUUUAAGUUGAGAGCAAUUCUUUUAAAUUUUCUGGCUAUUUUGUUUUACUCAUUAUUGUGAGCGUUGUUUGCUGGGGACUUUUCAUUUUAGCCAAAAAGAUGUUUAGUAAUCUGGUCAGAAAUGUUUCCUUUUAACC
Mugil cephalus (flathead mullet) is the source of this 1784-nucleotide messenger RNA. RefSeq names its product receptor accessory protein 2 (gene reep2). Lineage: Eukaryota; Metazoa; Chordata; Actinopteri; Mugiliformes; Mugilidae. Gene Ontology annotation, molecular function: microtubule binding; taste receptor binding. The transcript has 8 exons. Gene Ontology annotation, cellular component: endoplasmic reticulum membrane; endoplasmic reticulum tubular network; cytoplasmic microtubule. The coding region runs from base 632 to 1468 and encodes 278 amino acids. The record is from RefSeq and is a predicted model, not a curated record. Gene Ontology annotation, biological process: endoplasmic reticulum tubular network organization.